Candidula unifasciata is the source of this 1479-nucleotide messenger RNA. Lineage: Eukaryota; Metazoa; Mollusca; Gastropoda; Stylommatophora; Geomitridae. The record is from the annotation of a GenBank genome assembly.
AUGGAAAUAACAACGCUUUUAAUAGCCAGUGCUAUUCUUCUAAUUAUCUACGCGAUCUUCCGCAAGCCUGAUCCACGUCUCCCGCCUUUCCCAACUCGACCGUUGCCGUUUGUGGGCAACAUUCUCUCCAUGAAGGAAGAUUACCGUGUUUUGUUCAGGGAGUGGCGACAGAAAUGUGGCGAUCUCUUCAGCUUGUACAUGGCUGAAAAACUGGUGGUUGUUCUCAACGGUUAUGACGUCAUCAACGAAGCCUUGGUCAAGAGAGCAGACAUUUUCUCUGACAGGCCACCGAUUUUAAGCGACAAGGCUACUGGAUUACCCGGGAAAGGAGUUAUAUUCGCCAGUGGGAAACUGUGGAAAGAGCAAAGAAGUGUCUCCUUGUCCAUCCUCAGAGCUUUCGGUAUGGGGAAGAAUUUUCUGGCAGAAAAGAUUCAAGAAGAGGUUGGCUGUUUCAUUAAGUAUCUGUCAGACCUGAAAGGAAAGCCUAUAGAUUUCAGGAUGAUGAUGAACGUUAGCACGUCCAACAUAAUUUGCUCCAUCAUGUUUGGUAACCGGUUUGAGUACGACGAUAGGAAAUUCCAAGAUCUAAUCCAUAAACUGGCUUUAGUUGUCGGCCAACAACAGUUUAUUGGGCUUAUUCAAUUUGUCGAGUGGCUGAAAUACAUUCCUGGAGAUUUCUUUAAAGGAAAAAGCAUAGCUGCAAAUUCCCGAGGGGUAAUAAACAGUCUAGCCACAAUUGUCGAGGACAAGAAGCAUGCUAUAGAAGAUUCGUACGAUGUCAGUAAUUUUAUUGAUGCAUACCUAAUUGAAAGAAACAAGAAAAUCCAGGCAGGGAUACCGACCACACUUGAUGAUGAUAAUUUAACUAAAAUUAUAACUGAUCUUUUUACGGCUGGAACAGAGACCACUAGCACUACGAUCUACUGGUGCGUACUGUAUAUGUUAAAUUACCCGGAAGUGCAAGAAAAAGUUUUUUGUGAGAUCAAAGAUACAGUGGGAACUGAUCGACCCCCAACCAUACAGGACAAGAAUCAACUGACAUAUCUGAAUGCUGUAAUUUUGGAAACCCAACGUCUGGCUAGUAUUGUUCCUUUAGCUGUGACCCACGUGUGUUCUGAAGAGGUCACUUUGAGGGGCUACACAGUGCCUAAGGGAACCUGGAUCAUUCCUAACCUGGACUCAGUCCAUCACGACAAGGCUACUUGGGGAGAGGAUGCUUUGAAUUUCAGACCAGAACGAUUCAUUGACAACAACGGCGCUCUAGCCAACUCCGAACAGUUUAUGCCGUUCGGAACUGGCCGCCGUGUCUGCCUGGGGGAAAGCUUGGCCAAAAUGGAAUUGUUCCAGUUUCUCUCCAACAUGUUCCAGAGAUUCCAAUUUCUCCCAGCAACGCCAGACAACAUCCCGCCAUUAGAAUACACAGCUGGAGCCGUGAUAGCUCCAAAACCUUAUCUCGUGAGGAUGGUCGAGAGAAAGUGA